UUUGAGGAAGUACUCUUCCUCUGUUUAAGUGAGGAUGGUGUUAUGUGUCAGAUCUCUGAACAAACACAAUCUUUUGUCAUCAAGUGCAGAAGUAAACUAUUGAUGGAUAUAGACAAACAAGAAAUGAAAUAUAAGAGAACUCAAUUACAGCACUGAAUAAUUAUAUAUUGAGCUAUAUACUACUCUGCCUCACUGAUACCUAUAAAUUUGACCCCUACCACUGCUGUAACACAUGACAUCUUGUUCGGUGGACUGAUUGACAAAUUGCUCAGUGUGCCAGAGCCAUGUGUAUUAUACCAACUUCUGAAAAUGCACAUGUACUGCAGACAAAUUACUGGCUUUUCUUUGUUGUCUUAAGUUCACAUACGAUAAGUUACGUCGAAGUUACGUGGGGAUCCCCUGAUAAAUAGAACAGAUCUCUCUCUGUUAUCGUUGGGUGCAAAUUAAACGAGGUAGGAUUCCAUGUAAUUAAAACAAUGUAAAACACAUCACAAGAUGGGGUUCAAGGUGCCCAUGCAGUUUCAGCUAAUGGAGUAGGACUUCCACGUUCUAUUUUCCAGGAUUUAAUUAUUUAUGUAUGUUAUAUGAGAGUCGAUCCGGUAUACAAUUUCUUCACAUUUUGGUGAUGCACCGUAAUACAUCAGUGAAAAUUUCGUUACAAGGAUUCAAUAAAUGAUGACUGGUAAACACCGGCAAUAGCCUACUACACAGAUUGUAGAAGAAGAGAAGUUUUUGACAUUCCACGAAUUCUCAUCUCCGGAAUCUCUUCAUGAUCGAGUCAAAAUCACACGGUUAUACAGGACAACAGAAUUCAGUGCAAGUGACAGGGUGUAAAUCCGGCCGAUCCAGAGACAGGAAGGUUUACGAUGAACAGGAAGUGGUUCAGUACGAUGCACAGUAAUGUGGUUAUGACUCCCUGAAUGUAGGACAUAUAGCAAGUAGAAAUGUGAGCUGUUUUUGAUGGAGAUUUGAAGAAUUAUAAGUGGAUUAAAAUGUUCACUGCCGUCAAAACGGACCUGGAUGUGACAGGUUGCAAAGUAUUAUAAAUCGAUUCAGAUGUGAUUUGUGUGUACUUACAGUUUAGAUACUUCUGGAUGACAAAGAUUUUGUUUUUGAAUGUGUUUUUUUGUGUCAUCGUGAUCAUGUGAUCAUUUUUAGCUGAAAAUUAUUGUAGCAAGUGCAUCAACAUGGAUAAAUUUGGAGUGCAGUUGAAAUCCACCGGAUUACCAAGUUCUCGAGAGAAAGAGAGAACAAAGCAGACUACUGUUCGAAAAAAUCAACCUUCAAAUUUGAAAGAUAUAAAGAAUAUGUUUGAGGGCAACUCCGAUGGAAGUAAAGAUUCAUUGAGUGCUCCACUUUCCAUGGGAACAGACUUUAAAAGUAGGACGUUCACAACACAAAAAACGUCAGUCAAAAAACACACCAGUUCGAAAAGUGCAAAAGAUGAGGAUGAGCUUGCCUUGUUUUCUCAAUUCAAAUUUAGUAUAGAUGCAAAUAAAAACACAACUUUGGAGAGAACUAACAGUUCUGACAGUUGUCACAGUGUAGGGAGUCCCCGGGGCCCCAGGAAACUACACACUGAGGAUGCCGCCACUGCUGAACCACAGAUGGUGAAGUCUAAGCUCAUGUCCUCUAAAACCUUCCAGGCCUCUGUUGAUAGCAAAGUCCACAGACUUAAUUCCAAUGAGGAAGCCACUGUCACACCUGUGGAUAAAAAGAUGGCUACUUCUGCCCUGAUAGGAAAUUUGGCAAUCUUGCGAACUCUUCCAGGAGGUGGGAAAAAAUUGGAAACACCUACUCCAUCUGUUCAGAGUGACAUGUCCAAAGCAAAUGGAAUCUCCAACGAAAAGUCUAGUCUAGUGAAAGAAAAGAAAACAUCAUCCAAUGAUAACGUGAGUUUGAGUAAAGACGUGGGCCCAGUGACAAGUGUGUCAAAGGCAAAGGAAUUCUCUGUUACCAAAUUUACCAGUAAAUCUUCUGAUGCAAGUAAGUUAGAUAAGGAAAGUAAAACUAAGGAAUUCAGGGCUUCUUUGAGUCCCAAAGCAUGUGACAAGAGAGGCCAGCAUGAAUUUGGAUUGGCUUCUACUAAGAAACCAGAGGUUGCUGUGUCGUCUGUACCAUUGCUAAGUCGUCAGUCUAGCACCGACUCCUCCACCUCCGAGAAAUCAAGUCCGAGGUCCUCACUGAGAGGUAAGAAUAAAUUAAAACUGGACCAGUCAUUAGGAUCAGACACUGGAUCGUCCGGAAGCGUGAGUCCCAGGAUGAAGUCUCUCAGUCCAGAUGGAAAAACAGACGAGAAACCGGAGUGGAUGGAGAAGAGCAAAGAACUUGUUAACAAGUUCCACACCAAAUUAAAGAAACCUGUGAUUUCCGAGUUUUCGGUGACUGCUAGUAGUGUCACUGGAGAUACUAAUAAAUCUUCCACAUCAUCCUCAUCCACGUGGACUCCAAAAUCCACAUCUCCACAGAAAACUGACACUGUUACAAACACUUCUUCCACCUAUACCAAAGCUACUGUCUCGAGAACUAGUUCAGGUAGAAAGAGUGAUUCCUUGGGAUUGAAAGAGCCCAUGUUUAACAAGGAUGCAAGUAGCAGUAAAGAGUUUCUGGAGAAGUUCGCAAAGAGCAAAGAUUCAAAAGAAGGGUCAGAAAAACAAUUAUUGUCCCGUAAAACUAGUUCAGAACAAUUUCAGAAACUUAAAGUAGGCUUUGAACAUUCAGACGAUGCUUCUAAAUCUUUGAAUCUAAAACCCAAAAUUGAAGUGCCAAACUCGAGUCAGUUUUUAGAAAGAAGAAAUUCGUUUGAAAAACCUAAACCAACUGAGGUUAGCAAGUGUAAAACUCUAAAGAACCUGAAGAAUGAGGGGAAAAUCUUGGGUGUAAAGGAUAGAAUCAGCGCUCUGAACCAAGGGAAGGGAGAGGUGGUGGACGAAAGGUUCAAACAUACAAGAAAAUCUUCAGAAACAUCCAGAGAGUCGGACCAGGAAUAUCAUGAUGUGGCAGUGAAUCCGACCGCUGCCCCAAAUGACUGGCCUUCAGACAGUGACAGCAGUAAUGAGAACAUGUAUGAGUACAUUCCAGCCACUGAUCCUGUCAAACAAACAGAGGAAUUACCAGAAUCUCGUCUCACCCGAAAACCGGGACAAAAAAGCCCUUCUAGCAUUAGGAAGGGAAACAAUCGGCCGAGUUUUGUCCCAUUGUCCAGUGUGGACAGUUCAUCUGAGGUCACCACUGAGGGCAGCAGCAAGGAGGGAACACUGGAAAGCACAGAGGAUGGUACUGGUAUAGAGGCAGAUGUGGAAGAGUAUGAUUCUGAUGGAAGUGGAAGUUCCGGGAUUUACGAGCCAAUAGAUCCCGACUGGGAAUCCCACAAACCUAUCUUAGAUUCUGCAGGACAGGAAGAACCUCCCAAUUUGCCACCAGGUAGAGGGCGCCACAAGAAGAAAGACGGCAAGACCAUUGGUAAAAAAUUGAAAAAAUUCAAAGAAAAACUUGGUUCAAAUACCACUAAACAGAAUGAAGGGAGUCUUCCCAAAGUGUCAUCGACAUCUUCCAUCACAUCAAAUAGCUCAUCUUCAGGAUUGUUAAAGAAAGUAGGCAAAAUCAUGAAGAAAUCGAAAGUGAAUGGAAGCCAGCAGAAAAAUGAUUAUGAUCCCGAGGAAGUGCGGGUGUGUAACAGUGAGAAUGACUCCAGUGAUAUUAACGAGGAUAUAUACGAGGAUGAACCUGUUCAGUUACGUGCUCACAUUGGUUCAUCUGGUGGUGAAGAUAAUUCUGGCUCAGACAUUUAUGAACAACAUGGUGAACUUGACAGCAUAGAACGAAUUCCCCCUCGACCCCCACCCCUACCCCCAGUGGCCCCACCAGUUCCUCCUGUACCCCCCAGGUUAUCCCUUCCCCCUGUGCCAGACAAACAAAAUGUGCCACCGCCACGCCUCCCAUCCACAGGGAAAGUAAUUUCACCAGGGGAGGAUACUCCUGCUCUCCCUCCUAGGAACAGGAUAUCGGGGAACAUCAAUCUGGACAUGGUGGUUCCCAUCAGCCCAGGGCGCUCGGGACCAUCAUGGCACCCACCCGCAGAAAGCUACUUACAUGGGCACAAUGUGAAGGGGUCAAAUUUCAAUGAUCAUGUUGAUGGUGGUGGAUCCAGCAGUUCUUCAGAUGAAGCACAGGGUGGCAUGAUCAAGAAACCUGACUGGGACUACAUUGAACCUGACCCCCCAGUCAAAGGUCGUGGCACGGUGAUAAGACAAGAUUCCGUCCCACAGGAACCAGCUCCACCCAUUCCACCGCCUCCUGUCAUGCGAAACAGAGAGAAGGAACCCCUCGACAAGAGACCUUCAUCGGGGUAUGCAGGAUUUAAGGAGACCCCACAGAACUCAGUUACUGCCCCUUUUGAUGACCUGAUUAUCUACAAACGACACCUGGAUAUCAAAGAAAUUGAAGACGAUAUAGUAUAUAUAGACAUGAGUGAUGAUCAGCUCUAUGGGACCCUGGAUAGAAGAUUUACAUCGAAAUUUGAGUCAGAACCACUCUACCAGUGUUACCAUAGAGACAUGGUUUCAAGGUCAAGUCGGAGACACACAGAGAUGACAACAGUCAGUGAAGAUGAAGAUGAGGAACCAGUUCAAAUGACCAAGCCAGAUCGCGGGGAGCGGAUCUAUGAGGCAGUAGAGGAUAUUGACGAGACUCCAAAAACCAAGAAGUUGUCUACCUUGGAGAUGUUCGGGAAAACUGGGUCUGUGUUACGGGCUUUGUGGGCGGAAAUGCCAGAGGUGAAAGAAAGUGGAGCUCUGGAGAAAGUGUCGCCACACGAAAGAAAGAUCCAGGAGGCUAUGUUUGAGAUUAUCACAUCGGAGGCUUCCUACUUGAAAAGUUUGAAUGUCCUGAUAGAUGUAUUUCUGAUGUCUCAAGAAUUCUCAUCCGAGCACUCGGACCGUUGUGUGAUCACGCGAAACGAACGACAUGUGCUGUUCUCAAACAUUGGAUCAGUGAGGGACAGCAGUGAAAAUUUUCUUUAUGACCUGGAGGCCAGCUGGCAAAAGUCGGUCUUCCUGGAAGAUAUCUGUGAUAUUAUUUAUAAACAUGCUGCCAACAAGUUUGACUGCUACAUUCGGUACUGUACCAAUCAAACAUUCCAGGAGAGAGCCACUCAAGAACUGCAGAAGCGGCCUGAGACGGCGGAGGUAAUCAGACGUUUAGAGAGGAUUCCUGCAUGCCAGGGUCUCCCGAUGAUCUCCUUCCUUCUGCUACCGAUGCAGAGAAUCACACGGCUCCCUCUACUGGUAGAUGCAAUCUGUCAUCGACUGGAUCCAGACACACCAAAACACAAGUCAGCCUGUAAAGCUUUGGAUGCAUUAAACAAGGUUGUCAAGAAAUGUAAUGAUGGAGCCAAGCGAAUGCAGCAAACUGAACAAAUGUGUCAUUUAGCCCGCAACCUAGAGUUCAGGGUGAAAGAAAUCCCACUCAUAUCAGCGUCUCGGUUUCUGGUCAAACAAGGGGAGCUAACUCGUAUUGUGACAGAUUCUACAAGUCGGAUUCCUUUUGGGAAGAGAGCUUCUAGCAAACAGCCAAUCUACAUCUACUUGUUUAAUGACUUACUGAUUGUCUCCAAGCGAAAAAAAUGUAGGAGUUCUUACUCGUUUACUCCCCAGAAUAUAUCCCUAUUGUUUAACAGCACGUACGUGGUGACAGACUACGCCAAGAGAAAUGCCCUCCACGUGGAGAAUAUCGACACCCCGGAGAAAACCAAGCUUUUGCCCAAUGGGGUCCCCAGCGGUAUCAAAAAUCUAUUUAUAGUAGCACUGCUGGAGAACCACGAACAGCGUCAGGUGGAAAUGGUACUCAGCUGCAAAUGUCCGAGUGACAGAACGCGAUGGAUCGAUGCCCUCUCACCCACAGCUAAAGAAUCGGACAGUGAGAAGAUUUAUGAAGAAUGGGAUUGUCCACAAGUGCAGUGUAUCAAGCGAUUUAACGCCACGGAACCAGAUGAAUUAGGUUUAGAAGAAUCCGAUGUGGUCAAUGUCUUCAAGAAAAUGGCAGAUGGUUGGUACGAGGGAGAAAGGAUUCGUGAUGGAGAGAAGGGAUGGUUUCCCUCAGAACACACCGAGGAGAUUAUGAACUCGCACGUGAGAUCGAGAAAUCUCAGACUGAGAUACCGACUCAUGCUAGCUUCACAGGAAUACAGCAAUGCCAAUGUUCAGGGCGGAAUGAUCAAAACCUGAGAUACUGAACUUUUUCGUGUGGAUGAUGAUGAAAUAGACCUGUAUGUGGGUGUACCGCCACGACAGACUGAAUGGGUAGAAUACUUAUAACACUUACCCCUGGUUACUACAACAUGACUGAUAUUUCUGUGUUUAAUCCUACAACUGCCGGGUUAGACGACAAGACAUUGUGUGGGAUAUUAGACGAGAGCCUGCUGAUUUCAAUAUUCUCUGUGAUUCUGGAACCUAUGGUGCUUAUAAUUUGUAUUUACUAUUACGUCACAAGCAUGAAAAUAUCAACUUGAGGAGAAUUGCAUUGUGUUAUUUUUGAUAACAUGGAUUAUGGAUAUCAAGCGAUCAGGUAUGCACCCUGGGAAACUUCUUUUUUUAAACUGUGUCUGCAACAAAGAGGCCAAAGACAUGUCUGCCAAAGAUUUUCAUAUGGAUGGCAGGCUAAAUAGUGCCACAUAUAUCGUGUAUCACUUUCCACUUCAAGGAAUACGGACAUUUCCAUAGCUAAUAUGUUACCUGGUCUGAAAGACCCCAUUGUGUGUAUGUUGUGUCGUAUAUAAACUGUAAAUGUAUGCACCUUUAACCAAAUUAUGUGAUAAUAUGGGCAGAACUUGUUUUUAUUUGUAAGUUGUUUCAUACCGAAGAUUUGUAUUAUUGUCAUUGUAUACUCAGUAUUGUGAUGAGAGAUUUAGAUUUGCUCACUAGCCAUCGUUUCCUGGAAUGCUACUUUAGUAUGACUGGGGCGUUUCCCACAGUGGACGUAAGUUUUAGUCAUUGUUAUAUUUUACUGUUUCACAUGUGAGUUAACAUUCCGUGUCUGUGGCUGUUAUGAGAGAUUUCCCUAGUCAUAAUCAUUUCUGUGUUUUAAUGGUAUGUGUGGUACAGAAGGAAAACCAAGCUUUUAAUUGUAACGGAGAAACUGUUUAAAUCACCGUUAUCAGUGUAUUUUAUCUGUGUGUGUGGUGGAUGUUUUAUGACAGGCUUUUAAAGUAAACUUUGUAUAUGCCAUUACUCGACAGUUGAAGAAUCAUGCAUGUAAACUUUUGAAGGUGCUUUUAAUAUUUCCAUCCGAUUUUAGAAAGAGAGAAAUUCAACAGAUAUACAUGCAUAUCUAUUUCAUUCUGAUUUCUAAUACCAUAUGUCAUUAUGCUUGAUAUUCUGGGGGUUUCUCUUUUGGCUUCUAGAUUUCUGGAAAGCAUAUUCACCAUCCUCCAUACACUACUCUUAUCGUAUCAUUAUGAUUAAUGCAGACUCAGUCUUCAUCCACUAUACUGGCAAUAUUCUACUUUGUGUAUUAAAAGCUUUUUAUUUCUUAUAUUUUAAAUAUCUGUUUUUUUAUGACAUGGAAUAAAAUGCUAUUACGAAACAUG
Molecule: messenger RNA, 7585 nt
Organism: Ostrea edulis (European flat oyster)
Lineage: Eukaryota; Metazoa; Mollusca; Bivalvia; Ostreida; Ostreidae
Product: serine-rich adhesin for platelets-like
Exons: 26
Coding region: 1188-6224 (1678 amino acids)
Biological process (GO): activation of GTPase activity
Molecular function (GO): protein binding; guanyl-nucleotide exchange factor activity
Source: RefSeq, a predicted model, not a curated record